AUGGAUCUGAACUCGACGAAUUCGUCUCCCGAGCCCUGGGAAAUCUCGCUGCUUGGACCAAGCGCAUGGAACAGUCCAGCGCAGGUGGCCCUGGCCGCCCUGCUCAUCUUCCUCCUCUCUCCGCUGGUUCUUUGCAGCAACGCCUUGCUGCUCCUGUCCAUGUACCGGUUCAAGCGGCUCAGAACGCCCAGCAACCUUUUCCUCCUCUCCCUUUUCUCGGCCGACUUCGCCAUCGGGCUUCUUCUGCCUCCGGGCCUCUACUUUGAAUUUGCCAGACAGAACAUCCGAUGCUCAGUUUUGUGCCUCCUGCCUUACUGCCUCUUCAUCCAGCUGAGCGGAGUGGCCAUGAUCAGCGCCGCCGCGGUGGCCCUAGACCGGUGUACGUCCCUCGCCCUGCCCCUCACCUACAACAACCUCAUCACCCAUAGGACUGCUGGAAGAACUGUAAUCGCCAUAUGGGUCUACGCGCUGCUCGUGUCCGGUGUUCCCCUGCUUCAUCUACCGCCACCCAAGCAGUCGUGCAGCUUCAAACUGGUGUCCACACCAGUGAGACUGUUUCUUUUGUGUGCUCUCUACCUUCCGUGUUUGGCAGUGAUGACGAGCAGCUAUGUUUACGUGUAUGUGGUGGCCAGGAGGCACGCCAGAGCCAUCUACUCGGUCGAGAACAACCUGAGGACGGCGCUUCCACAGGACAGGCACUACGGCUGGACGCUCACGCUGACCGUGGCCUGUUUUGCCCUGCUCUGGACUCCCGCGACGGUGUUCAUGGUCGCUGAGGUGGCUUCGGACACCGAGUUUGAUCCCAAGACGCCGUUUUAUCUAGGCCUAGCCGGACUGUCGGGAAGCUCAGUCGAUCCCCUGUUGUACGGGUUCAGGAAUUCCGAGUUUCGUGCUGCCCUUCUGCGCAUGCUGAAGGAACUGCUGCCGCGAAUGUCCAGUGACUUCUUAGGAGAGAGCCCUAGCGGUUUCCGAAGGAGUCGCUGCGGCACCGCAUCUACGCUGAGGCCUGCCGGAGCAAGCACCACUGCCGCGCCUCUUGAGACGGACUGCUCCGCAUGCACUAGGACGUUGAUUAUGAUGGACCUCAGGCCAGUGAGCUGCGUCUAA
Molecule: messenger RNA, 1107 nt
Organism: Ixodes scapularis (black-legged tick)
Lineage: Eukaryota; Metazoa; Arthropoda; Arachnida; Ixodida; Ixodidae
Product: adenosine receptor A2b
Exons: 1
Coding region: 1-1107 (368 amino acids)
Biological process (GO): G protein-coupled receptor signaling pathway
Cellular component (GO): membrane
Molecular function (GO): G protein-coupled receptor activity
Source: RefSeq, a predicted model, not a curated record